Exophiala spinifera is the source of this 4443-nucleotide messenger RNA. RefSeq lists its product as uncharacterized. The record is from RefSeq and is a predicted model, not a curated record. Lineage: Eukaryota; Fungi; Ascomycota; Eurotiomycetes; Chaetothyriales; Herpotrichiellaceae. The coding region runs from base 1 to 4443 and encodes 1480 amino acids. Gene Ontology annotation, molecular function: UDP-glucose:glycoprotein glucosyltransferase activity. Gene Ontology annotation, cellular component: endoplasmic reticulum. The transcript is spliced from 2 exons.
AUGCAACUCCCAAGUCUUCUACGACAAAGCGCUGCCGGAGGGUUGCUAUGUGCGGCUUUACUCACGCCACUUAUAGGGGCCUCUCCCUCUAUCAACGUCGCUCUUGAGACCUCCUUUUCUGCUGCACCUUAUCUGGUCGAGCUGCUGGAGACAGCCGCUCUCGAGAAUUCAUCAUCAUACUUUCCUCUCCUCGAUCGCAUAGCGGACGGCGCAUUUGUCGAUUUGCAGACGGAGCAACAGCUGUACAAUAAGUUCAUAGAAGUGUUACAACAAGAUGGUCACCUUUCCAAUCCCGAGUCUCUCUCCUCGUUCAAAUUCGCCCUGGCCCUCCAUGCCGCGGCUCCACGGGUUGAGGCCCAUUUUCAAUAUUACAAUCAUUCGGUCCAACCGCAUUUGAUGGCUGCGCAGGACGCCGCCUGUCCGGUCUGGGUGUAUCUAGAUGGCCAGCAGUACUGCUCGCCCGCGCUAGAUCGAGCCCAACAAGCCGUGUCUAUGCCAGAAGCAGAAGAAUUACUACCCUUCGAUCGGGUUCUAGGAUCCAAUAUUGAAGCACCGCCUUCUAUUCUUUAUGCCGACGUCACCCACCCGUUGUUCGGCCAGUUCCACACCAUAAUCAGCCAAACGGCCCGCGAAGGGCGGUCGACGUAUAGACUGAGGUAUCGACCCUCGGCUGUUGCGGCUAGUCAACCUCUGUACGUUAGCGGCUAUGGUGUGGAGUUGGUCCUCAAGCGGACGGAUUACAUCGUCAUUGAUGAUCGAGAUGCCCAGAAGUCUGAAGCGUCCAAACCUGAGCAGGUAUCCUUACAGCAAGCUGAGGAUGACGAUCUUACUGAUCUGAAGCCAUUGACCAGCUCCGAAGUUGUCAGCCUAGGCGUAAAUGCUGCUAGCCUUAUUGCUUCAAGUCCCGACCCGUUGGAAAGACUGCUCCAGAUCACUUCCGAUUUCCCUCGAUACUCUUCUGUCCUUGCUUCUACCAACGCCAGCAAAGAGUUCCUCGCAGAGCAUAGAGCUAAUCGUGAGCAAUUUCUGCCGUCCGGAUACAACGUCUUCUGGAUCAAUGGUGUGCAAAUCGAGCCACGGCUUAUCAAUGCAUACUCCCUGCUUGAGCAUCUUCGACGGGAGAGGCGCAUCAUUGGCAAUUUGCAGAAGAUCGGACUGACGCCUUCUGAGGCCGUCAGCCUCAUGUCGAGCGAGGUCAUUGCUGAAACUCAGGCCAAUGAGUCUCCUCAGCGUUUCGACUGGCGAGAUGACCUUGAGGAGAACAAGGUGUUAAUGUGGCUGAAUGACCUUGAGCAAGACAAACGAUACGCUGCUUGGCCUUCAAGUCUACGAGCUUUGUUUGGACGAGUUUAUCCUGGACAACUCCCUCAGGUAGCUCGUGACAUUCACAAUUUGGUCGUCCCCAUUGAUGUGACUGAUCUAAAAGACAUCGAACUUGUUACUACAGCACUCCAGAACCUAGUCAAAAGAUCAGUCCCAAUCAGGAUUGCCUUGGUUCCGACCGGUGUUGGUGCCAUCGCUGAUACCUAUUCCAAAUUGUCAUACCACAUCCUGGACACGUACGGUCUCGGCACGUUGAUGUCGUUCUUCACUGAAAUCACUACGAGCAAAAAGCUACCAGAAAAUCCGCAAAAGGUCUUUACGGCCACAACGAAGGACCGCCCCGUCCGCGAAGGCAAACAGGCAACACCGUAUGAGGAGAUCCUGAAAGCCGAAACCCUAAACGACCAACUCAAAGCACGAGAUAACUAUGUGAAGCGCUUGGCUCUUGCAAGUUCGAGUCGACCUUUUAUUGUGAAUGGCGUUGUUCUACCCCGGAGUGAAAAUUGGUUCGAAGUACUGAGCUCGCGAGUCUUUUCCGAUCUGCAAUUGUUGCAGCAAGCCAUCUACGAGGGUGCUAUAGAAGAGGAUGGGUGGGUCCCUGGAAUACUUCUAUUUGCAGCUGCCACACGCCGCAAUGAACUGGUGUUUCCAAGCGAUCCCAAGGACGUCGAGAUUGUGGACGUGAGUCGCCUGACGAACGACUUCGCAGACCAGUUUGCCUCCUUACCACGGGUCCCCGGCAAUGCUGCAGCGCUUCUGAGCGACCGUGCUCAUGUGUUGGUGGUCACUGAUCUAAAUACCGCUGGCGGCCGGGGCUUUCUCCAGCAGUCACUUGACUUUUGGGAAACUCAUCCCGAAGCUGAUCUCCUGCUAUUGCAUAACCCAUCAUCAAAGACAGAGCCCACUUCUGUGGCUUCUGGAUUGCACGCUCUGACACGACAGAGUCGAGACCUCACAAUUGAGCAAGUACGAACCCUUUUGGAACAAGACACUACUUCAUCGGAGGGAGAGGAAGAAGCUGGGAGAUUCUGGGCUUCCUACCAAAACCUCCUGAACGAAGUAGGUCUGGCGGCGGGCCAGAAUGGGUUGUGGCUGAAUGGACGUGUCAUUGCCCCGGUAGAUGAAUCCUUUGAGGCCACCGAUUUCGAGUCACUGCUCGAAUACGAGCGUCGAGAAAGGAUCGCUCCUGUGACUACUGCUAUCACCGGCCUAGGACUUGAAGAACGAUUCGGUGACGCUCUGGACGUCGCGAAAGUCACGUCCCUUGUGGCAAGGUCGCUCAAGUCUGAUCUGCCUGAAGGCCUCAGAGAGUCCGCACCACUUAUUCGGAUGGAUCGCUUCAAGGUCUGGAAUGACACAUACACGUCCUUCAAGACUUCCAAUGGCGAUAAUCCCACAAUACAAGUUGUUGCUGUGGUUGAUCCUGCGUCGGAGAUUGUACAGCAAUGGGUGCCGCUAUUGAGGACUCUGUCUCAGCUCAGGGGAGUCAACGUGAAAAUCUUCCUGAACCCGAAGGACAGGUUGACUGAGCUUCCCGUGAAACGUUUCUAUCGCCAGGUGAUUGGCUCGGAGCCCACCUUUGAUUCUGACGGAUUUCUGCAAAAGCCCACGGCGUCCUUCCAGCGGAUUCCCCGAGAUACACUUUUCAACCUUGGGAUGACGGUGCCGCCGUCGUGGCUUGUCGCGCCGAAAGAGUGUACAAAUGAUCUCGACAACAUCAAACUUAGCAGCGUGGCCGAUGGCGAGAACAUCGACGCAUUGUAUGAGCUGGAGCAUAUAUUGAUCGAGGGGCAUGCUCGGGAUGUAACGACUGGUCCACCUCCGCGGGGUGUACAGCUUUUGCUUGGUACAGAACAAGAGCCACACUUUACGGACACCAUCAUCAUGGCAAAUCUAGGCUAUUUCCAAUUCAAAGCGAAUCCGGGCUUCUGGCAUAUCACAUUGAAGCCUGGUAGAUCUUCAAAGAUUUUCAAUAUUGACAGCGUAGGUCCGAAAGGAUAUGCUGCUCAACCUGACGACGAGACAACCUCAGUUGCACUGCUGUCAUUUCAAGGGGUAACAUUGUUCCCGCGGCUGUCGCGCAAACCUGGCAUGGAGGACGAAGAUGUGUUGGAGGCAUCGGGUGGGGCAAUGGACUACUUUAACAAAGGGGCGUCAUUUGCUUCCUCAGCACUGUCUUCACUUGGCCUGAAGACAGGCUCGUCAAACAACGCUGAUAUCAACAUUUUCUCAGUCGCAUCUGGCCAUCUCUAUGAACGUAUGCUGAAUAUCAUGAUGGUUUCUGUGAUGAAACACACGAAGCACAGCGUCAAGUUCUGGUUCAUCGAACAGUUCUUGUCUCCAUCAUUCAAGUCGACGUUACCGGACCUGGCACGACAUUAUGGUUUCGAUUACGAGAUGGUCACGUACAAAUGGCCACACUGGCUACGGGGGCAAAAGGAGAAACAGCGCGAGAUCUGGGGUUACAAGAUCUUGUUCUUGGAUGUCCUAUUCCCUCUGGACCUCGACAAAGUAAUCUUCGUGGACGCUGACCAGAUUGUCCGCACCGACAUGAUGGAACUAAACAGAGUCGACCUCAAAGGUGCACCUUACGGGUUUACGCCGAUGUGUGACUCUCGCACCGAGAUGGAAGGGUUCCGUUUCUGGAAACAAGGAUACUGGGAGACGUAUCUCCGCGGCAAGCCGUAUCAUAUCUCGGCUCUCUAUGUCGUGGAUCUGAAGCGUUUCCGUCAGCUUGCCGCCGGUGAUCGGCUACGACAACAGUAUCAAGCGCUAUCAUCGGACCCAAACAGUCUAAGCAAUUUGGACCAGGAUCUACCCAAUCAUAUGCAGCACGUCCUGCCUAUUCACAGCCUCAGCCAGGAGUGGCUCUGGUGUGAGACAUGGUGUAGUGACGAGAGUCUCGGCGUGGCGAAGACAAUUGACCUCUGUAACAACCCUUUGACAAAGGAGCCCAAGCUCGACAGGGCGAGAAGACAGGUCCCCGAAUGGACUGAAUACGAUGAGGAGAUUUCCGGAGUGCUGAAGGAGGCCGCGGGGAAGAGGAGGAUUCAGUCGCCCGAAGCUGACGCGGCCGCUGAAGAAAUUGUGGUCGAUGAGAGAAAGAGGGAUGAAUUAUGA